GACGUUUUGAUUUGAAAGGAGUUUGUUUUUUUUUGUUCUUUUUUGGAAGUCGGAGUUGCUAGGCAAUUUGUACGGACAUCUAACAGUAUCUGACUGUUGUCUGUUUAAGAUAUAGUGCAGAGAAUGAGCAAACAUACAAGUCGCAGUUCAGUGAAGACAACUAAAGGGUGGUUCAACUAAGGUCCAAGCAAUUAGUUAAAUAGCACUCGGUUGAUGAGGGAACAAGCUCUUACGGUGUGUUCACACAUAAAGGCUGUUAAAUAAAGAGAAGUGAACCAUCAGUUAAAGAGAACAUCUUUUCGACCGGGACGCUACAGUAAGAGCUUGAUCCUCCAGGAGUAACUUCACCUCCGGGAGAAGUAAGAGCGUGACCCAAGUUGAGAAGAGCUUCACUCUGAACUAAGAAGUUGUUCGACCCACUCUCAGUAUCAAGCAUGGAAGCAUCUGAUCAGGAAAUAAAGUACAUCAAAGACCUACAAGUCAACGAUGAAGAGGAUGCUCAAAGUUCUGUUCGUCAAAGGAGGCCUACAGAAAAAAUGCGAGCGUAUCAGGAGGAAGAAACUCACAAAAAGGAAAAACGUCUUCUUAAAGUUUAUGAUCAAUGGAAAAGGCAAGUACGCACAACAAGAGAACAAUUGAAAGGAGACAUAACAAACAGUCAAAUUGCUUCACUCAUGGACAUCUUAGAAAGAGAAAGAGAUAAUGUCAUAAAGUUAUACACAGAAAUAAGGGAAAUCAUUACUCCCUGUAGUGACACAAGGCGACUUAUAGAUGCAUGCGAAGCAGUCACCAAUGACAUUAUAAGAGUUGCAUAUGAAAGACUCUCAGGCAUAGAUAACUAUGACAGUAAGAAAGUGAAGGCACGUCUACGUGAACUUCUUGAUCCAGACUAUGCUCAAUCCAUUUAUAGUUCUUCCAUCACGCACUCAAGUAAACAUUCAGCUGCCAGUAAUUCAAACUCUACAAGGUCAGUAGUAGAUGUAAAGAGAGCAGAAGCUGCUGCAGAGUUAGCUGCCAAGGAGGCAGAGUAUGAAGUUUUAUUAGAAGAAGAAAAACAAAGAGAAAAGAUUCAACUUUUGGAGGAAAGACAGAGAAAGGAGUUAGAAUCUCAAAAACGUGAGUUAGAGAGAUUAAAGGCUGAAAGGGAGUUAAAGGCUGCACGAGCUAGAUUAAUAACCUAUGACCAGGAGAUAAAGAGCGUGAGCAGCGUUCAUGUUGACUGUGCUAGAGCAACUCAAAAGGCUUCUAUAGUUUCUGUUCCCAUUCAGGUCCCUAACAGCAACGUUGUGUCCACCUCACUUUUACAAACAGAUGUCCUUUAUUUGGCCCAAGCAUUACAGGACAGUGUCGCCAUAAACAGACUGCCAAUGUCUGAACCCUCCACGUUCACAGGCGAUCCAAUAGAGUUCAUCGAGUGGAAAGCUUCUUUUACUGCACUCAUUGAUAAAAAGAACAUAUCACCUGCAGACAAGUUACACUACUUAAAGAAAUAUGUAGGAGGUUCAGCUCGACAAACGCUUGAUGGCAUCUUCUACAGAAACGACAGUGAUGCCUAUCAGGAUGCGUGGGAACGCCUCAAUCAAAGGUAUGGACAUCCUUUUAUUGUACAGAAAGCGUACAGAGAAAGACUAACAAAAUGGCCAAAGAUACAAACAAAUGACUCAAUAGGAUUUAGAGCAUUUGCUGAUUUCAUUCAAACAUGUUAUGAAGCUAUACCACACAUAGAAGGUUUAAGCAUUCUCAACGAUUGUGAAGAAAACCAAAAACUUGUUCAAAAAUUACCGAACUGGGCAGCUGCAAGGUGGAAUCGUCAGGCUACUCUGUACAUGAAAGAAAAUGGGACGUUUCCAAGUUUAAGGCACUUCACUGAGUUCAUGUCCACCGAAGCUGAGGUUGUGUGCAACCCGAUUACGUCAUUUCAGGCUCUUCACUCAACAGACUUCAAUAAAAUAACCAGCAAAGUUAUCCAGAAAGAAAAAAG
This is a messenger RNA of Poecilia latipinna (sailfin molly), 1981 nucleotides long. RefSeq lists its product as uncharacterized. NCBI's taxonomy places the organism in Eukaryota, Metazoa, Chordata, Actinopteri, Cyprinodontiformes, Poeciliidae. The record is from RefSeq and is a predicted model, not a curated record. The annotation marks the transcript as partial. The transcript has 2 exons.